AUGGCACCACUUCGUUUCAUCUUCAACAUAGUCAAAGUUCUCCGAUUUCCUCUGCAUUUCUUUGGAAUUCUUCAACUAAGGUUUAGCAAGUCUCGUAAAGAAUAUCAACAAAAUGCUACCCUGUGCAGAUUCCUACCAGUAAUUUUAAUUUCAUUAGUAUUACUGGUUCACAAUUUCGUGAGUCGCUAUUGGGAAAGAGAGAACCAGCUUAUUAGUUUGCUGAAUAUUGAGAAAAGACCUCUUAGAAGUAGAACCGAAAUAUGGAGCGAGAGGCUUACAAGCCUCUAUAUAUUUCUGACGUUAAUCUGGUCUUUGGUCAAAAAAAAUCAACUGUUCAAUUUAUUAAAUGAAGCGCAAAUGGAGUGUAAAAAGCUUAAGUGCCUGCUGGAUGAACAUUUUCACCUGAAAUGCUCUUGGCUCAUUUUCUUCUAUGGAGUACUUUUGCUGGUUUUUCUUUCUGUGUUCGGAGCAAACAUGUUAUAUUUCAACUGGCCAAAAUUGACUUCUGAGCCAGGAACCAUAACUCUAACCGAAGUGUUUCAGGUUUCCAAUUUUUUGAUGGGACUACCACGAACAAUGUUUGUACUGAUUAUUGUGCUGCACGUUCUUUACCAUUUGAUAAAUGCAGGAUGGCUCCAAUCCUUAAGAAAUUUAAGUGGGCAAGGAAACCUUAAGAUAUACCAAUUCCAGCUCAGAAAUGUUUUUUCUAUUCAAAAAAGAGUUAAUCUCUUAGCUGGUAACUAUUUUAAAAUGUCCUACAUGUGCUACGCACUUAUAGUAGGUUUUCGAAUAGCUGAAUGUCUUCAGCUCUUUCAUUACGACUCCAACGAGUUUGUGCAGCAGCAUAAGAGCCAAGAAGAUCUAGAAGAUGAAGCCGAAUGGGCCGGUCAAGAAAACUUAAUAAGUAAAGAGGAUCCACUGAUGAAACCUGUGCUGAUAUUAUUAUGCCACUUGGCUUUGUGGAUUUUGCUCCUUGCUGCAGCUCGAACCCAGCAAGUGGAAUAUUUUAAAGUAUUGGAGGAAUGCUGGAAGUACAAAUUGGAUAAAAAAGAUUGCGAAGUCAAACAAUUUCUUGCUGAGAAUUCGUGGAAAGGUUAUUCCUUAAAGCACCUGGAUAUUUUUGAUAUAAUGAUUCUUUCAGGUAUCUCUGUUUGCGACCGUCAACACAAGUCCGUUUGCUUUGUGACCACAACGUUAGGAAAAAAAAACUCAACCUAUUUAAAUUUAAACAUUGUACUCGGACAUUUUAAGCUCCUGUCAAACCUGGCAAUUUCCGCUGGGAUCGUCUACUUUAUACAGCAAACGGAACUCAGGCACCUUCACAAAUACCUCAGCCAGGAAUCAAAGUAA
Drosophila ficusphila is the source of this 1350-nucleotide messenger RNA. RefSeq lists its product as uncharacterized. The transcript is spliced from 2 exons. Bases 1 to 1350 code for a protein of 449 amino acids. Lineage: Eukaryota; Metazoa; Arthropoda; Insecta; Diptera; Drosophilidae. The record is from RefSeq and is a predicted model, not a curated record.